AUGAACAACUUCUCCAAUUCAGAACGGCGUUCGACCGCGAACAAUCGAUAUGGCACACAAGCGUCCUAUCGGGGGGACAUUCCUCAACCACAAUACAGUAACUGCGGCUACGACUGGGCUGUCCAACAACAGCAGAGCUACUCGAACAGCGCGAGCCAACGGACAACGUAUGCUGACGGCGCUUGGGGAAGUGGAAGGACGCAAGUCGCUCCCCGCGACGAUCGGAGACAGCAGGGUCAGUACGCAGUGCAGGCUGUGGCUGGCGAUGGAGGGAGCGGGCACAACUAUUACAAUUCCAUACCUUCAAACAAGGCAGGGCAAAACAACUCGGGUUUGAAUAAUCUGGCAUAUUCAUCGGGACUGGACGACGCAGCUUUGCAGCGACACGGCCACCGCCAGCAACACUCGACCGGAAUGUCAGGUUUAAGUCAAUCUUCAGCCACCAUCAAUCGCAUACGUUCCCCGGUCACAGCACACGGUACAACAUCGCGGUUCGACCCCAGCCAGCCGCCGAGGUACGGGUAUCAGAACGAUCUUUCCUCUCUUUCCUCUCAGAAUCAACCGAAUUCGUUGUUAGGAGCAGCCAAGUCCUUAGUUGGAAACGUCAGCGCCCACUUCCAACAAACAGCAGCCGCAAUGGGCGGACACGUGUCGGCUUCGCCGGUGAUGGAAAAGUCAGCUUCGCAAAGGUCAGCCUCACCGUACUAUCAACCACAGAACCCUAAGACGCAGGGCCAGGGUUAUCGGCCCUCUACCACACCCCAGACGAAUCAUAGGGGCGCUAUUUCCGCAGCGUCGGCUACCCAAGAAAAGCCGCGACAGGUGGCCAACACUGGAUUGCACAGAACGGGCCCAGGCGUGGAGGCUUCGCAACGUCCUGUGCAGCCACAGGGCCAACUAGUGAACAGCAUUUCGAAUCUUGUUUCUCCAGUGGAGGCGGCGUCACUUGAGCCGGCGUCAAUGCCUGAUUACAUUGACCCUACUCAGGUCUUCAACCCGUUCCAUAAAGAACACGAACGGAGGCGCAGGGAGGCCGAGGCCGAGGCCAGGCGAAAGGCAGAGGAGGCAGCCGCGAAAGAGAAAAGGGAAAAUGCAUCGGCUGCCACAAAGAAACGAGUGCAAGAGGUGAAUCUUGUGGCUAUGGCCACUCCAACAACCAGUGAAUCUAACAGUAAGGCAGAACAGCCAGAGGCUGCUCAAUCUGCGCAGAAGCGCCCUCACAGCGGGUCUCAGCCGGCGCGCCAAUCAGAUGCUGUGGCCAGCGAAGCGGACAUGGCAGCCGAACUCAAGGCUAUGAUGGAAAAGAUGCAAGAGUUUCGGAACAAGGAUCCAUCCCUUUUUCAAAGGCUAUGGGACGACAUGCGAAAGACACCAUCGGUCCCCUCGAUAGCAGGCCCAGCACAAUCCCCCCAGAUAAGCACACAGAACACUUUUCCGACUGACCACAGUCGACCUCAGGCGUCAACUUCAGUUGAUCCAGCACCUCCGCCGAAACCAGGUACCUCGCCACUCCCUACAACGACAUCCGCCACAAAGACCGCCAAACAUUUGCCAGAUGCUCUUUCGAUUACCCCACUGGGGGCUAAGCUCAAUGGAUACAGAGUUAUCGUUGAGAACAAUCCGGAAGGAUUACCUGACUUAGGCCGCUUUCCUGCCGAACGGCGUAUCAGACUAUCAUCCCAGGGCAAGCGUUCGUCUGAGACAGACGCGACUGGACAACCAACCCCGAUAGUCCUGGGCUCCGAACAAUACAUCGUCCCUAACCCAAGUAAACAACAAACUCCAACUCGAGCAAUUCCGUCCACUGAAAAGCCAGCUCCUGUUUCUCAAGGUCCCCUUCCCAAAGUGAAUAUUGACACGAUAUGGGCGGAGAAUAAACACAAUGCUCUUGCACAAGUAGCCGUCAAGUUUCUCAUGGCCAAUCCUGAAAAUGCGAAGAUCGAGAUCACGCAUCAAGACAUCCAUCAGAUUCUCGAGCAGGAUCCCAGUUAUACCGAUCUAUGCCUGACACUCGAGAAGAAGGGCCUCAAAUUCCACAGAAGUCAGUUCGCGAGACAACUCCUGAGUGAAGUUCCACAGCUGAGAGGACCAUCGAAGACUCAAGCUCUUCCAGCUCCUCCUAUACCAGUACUUUCUCGAGCACCCGUACAGGUUUCGGCUGCUGGGGCUUCUGUCGCCCCAGCCAGGAUGCCUCCAGGACCAUUGCCAAUUGAUGCUUCUGCUCCUGCUCCAGUUCCAGCUCGUACGAUAGACCCCAGCAAUAUGACUCAGGCAGUAAGAAUUCCUGUUUUUCCGGGUCGCCCCGCUGCUCCUCGAUCCGCUCAAAUGCCGCAGUCAAAGCCUACAAGAAACUAUCAUCAAGCACGCCCCGAACCCGUCACUGGUUCGAAAGAAGCAAUGGCGCGAAAACGCGACUUCUCGGACAUAAUCGACCUAACUACCCUGAGCGACAAUGAGGACUAUGUGAUGCCCAAGAAACAAGCGCGGGCUGAGGGUCCUUCUCCGGAACCAACAGCUGCGCUCCAGGAGUAUCAGAAUCUGGCUCAGCCGGUGACUUCAAAUCUACCGCCGCCUACGGCUCCAUAUAUCGAUGCAGGAUUUCCACCGCCGCUCCGCUUUGAUCCCAGCCUCCUUCAAUACCCGCAUGGAUAUGUUCCACUUCCUCACUAUCGUCUACAUCUUCAAGCUCCGUCCUCAGUUGCCCAACCCACCCCAGCACCACCGCCACAACGAUCGUUGAGGUUACUUGCCAAGCCCAUAAAUAAGGAGGAGGCUUUUCGCAAGACCUACUACAACCCUAAGACGGUGGCUAGGGACAUUCUGAUUGCUGCUGGGAGACAUCCGACCGAGCGUGCGCUCAAUGCACAUCUGGCAGGUCUUCUUGGGAAAUUUGUGGAGAUUGAUUCUGAUCUAAGCACGUUCAACUGGGAUGCGAUAGAUCCUGAGGGACCUCCAGUACCCCAGGUCGAAUUUGUCGAUGUCCCGACUGAGGCUCCACGAUAUCGCCUUGGGGAAUCAGGGAUACGGCGUAGAGGUCAAGUCCUGCCUGAGGCCGAUACCACGGCGAAACGCGCUUUACCGAAUUCGGAAAAGCACCUAACACCCGCACCUGCGACUGCGCCGGCGCCUGCGCCUGCGCCAGUGACCGCGACCGCGACCGCUACAAACCAAGUCGUCAAAGCACGACCUCUACAGCCCCAGUCGUCUUCAACGGCUCGAGUGGCCACAACACCGCAUACUCCCCCACGAUCUCAGGAAGUCUCGAAGGCCACUACGAAGCCAGUAAUCCCUCAGAAGCGACCGUCGAGCCUCAUUUCCUCGAACGGCUCUCCUAACUCGGAGCGGAGGCAGUCCACUCAAUCUGUGUCUGUUCAAGUGCCUUCCACGAUGGAAUCCAAGCGAUCGAGUCCCGGCGCGUUUUUCCCAAGUGGCAAGAGACGAGGGAGGCCUCCGGGGGCAAGCAACCUUCACCCUUCUGUCGAGGCGAUGCAGAAGGCCGCAGUGCAGGAACCGUCCCCGAUUGAGAUCACUAUACCCUCGCCUGCUGCGCCAAGCCUUCCCGUGUUCAAAUGCCGUUGGCGGGGUUGUAAGGCACAUCUUCACAAUCUCCAGACCCUCCGGAAUCAUGUCUCAAAUGUCCACCGACCGACACCAAAGCAACUUGAAGAAGAAGGCGGCUAUAUCUGCUGGUGGAAAAGGUGCAAAUACCUCAUAGAUGAUGGGGAUGGCUCUCUGCGACCCUCCGAGAUAUUUGACAACCCGAAAGACUGGCUGAAACACAUUGAGGAGCACACAAAUGAAGUCGCGUCUAGGAUGGGGGAUGGCCCAACAACCAAGAUCAUCGGUAAGCCACAAACUGCAGCAUCAAAACCUUUUGAUGUCUCAAGAUUUGUCUUUCACUUCCCCGUGCAACCUUCGACUUCCUUCACUAGAACUCUUUCUCACACAGAUCCUCAGACCCUCCUCCGUGACAAAGCCCGCUACCUGUCGGACGAACAAGGCAGAAUAACCACACCUGACGUAUCGGUCAAGUCUGCGCAAGACGACCUGGAGCCCGACACGAUGACACUGCUGAAGGCCAAACACAAUGAUUGGGAGAGAUAUGCUCAAAGGAGUUUCAUGAAGACACAUCGCAAGGAGAAGAGUAGUUCAAGGGCUCUCGCUGAAGAAACUCUGAAAGCUAUGGCAGCAAGAAAGGCGAAGAUUGGGCCAGGGAUUGACCGUGGCGGAUGUAUCUUGGUGACCGAGGCUAGAAGAGCGACACUGAUCCAAAACCCGGGGAUUCAGAGAGUGGUCGACGGAGAUUAUUAA
Molecule: messenger RNA, 4311 nt
Organism: Fonsecaea erecta
Lineage: Eukaryota; Fungi; Ascomycota; Eurotiomycetes; Chaetothyriales; Herpotrichiellaceae
Exons: 1
Coding region: 1-4311 (1436 amino acids)
Source: RefSeq, a predicted model, not a curated record